Molecule: messenger RNA, 873 nt
Organism: Pediculus humanus corporis (human body louse)
Lineage: Eukaryota; Metazoa; Arthropoda; Insecta; Psocodea; Pediculidae
Exons: 4
Coding region: 1-873 (290 amino acids)
Source: RefSeq, a predicted model, not a curated record
AUGGAAUUAAGUCUUGAAGAUACCACAUUCAUAAGUUGUUCUGAAUACGGAGCUAUUUGCAUAUGGGACGUGACCAAUGCAGAAGAUAAAACCAUAGUACUCGACAAAAAUUUUACAUAUUUCAAUGAAAUUCUCAUAACUAAGACUGAUUUAGAAGAGAAACUUAGUUCCAUUAGAGAUCUCACUCAAAGAACGUACGAAUUGGAAAUGGAGCAUGCAUAUCAAUUGCGUCAUACGGAAACCGUUUACAACGAAAAGGAAUCUCUCGAAAUACUCGAAACCAAUCAUACAACGGAAUUGUAUAACAUCAGUUCGGAUGUCAACAUAAUAAAAGAAAAACACGAAGCGGAAAUGCUUGAAUUGGAAGCAAAAUAUAAUGAGUACAUGAAAAAAGAUUUUAAAAAAGCUCGUUUGGGUGAUCAAGAGUGUAUUUUUGAACUACAACGGCAAAAAAAUUACCUGCAAGAUAUUGUGACGUCUCUAGAAAAAGAGCUCAAAGUUAGCAAAUAUGUGAACUACGGAGAAGGAAUGAAUUACAUGGAAAUGAAUUGGAGUUUAAUGGAUGAGAUUUAUAAAAUUAGGAAAAAAUUGAAAUUCGUUCAAACUAGAGUUCAAGACAUGGAAACACUAAUAUUUGUAAAACUCAAUAAAACUUAUUCUCCGAGACAAGUGCAAAAAAUAAUAAAAUCGGCAUUAGAACCUCCAGAAGACGUUCAAGAAAAAUGUCACAUUAACAUGGAAAAUGCAUUGAAAAAAGCAAUUCUAGUCAAAGAAAAAGUGGAUUUGUUGACAAAGAAAGUUAAAAACAUUCAGAAAGCGAUGAUUUCAGAGGCUGCGCCUUUGAAAAAAAGAAAAAUGAGAUUCGAAAUUUAG